This is a messenger RNA of Ostrea edulis (European flat oyster), 1450 nucleotides long. Its product is annotated as scavenger receptor class F member 1-like. Bases 387 to 1256 code for a protein of 289 amino acids. The transcript is spliced from 5 exons. The record is from RefSeq and is a predicted model, not a curated record. Lineage: Eukaryota; Metazoa; Mollusca; Bivalvia; Ostreida; Ostreidae.
UGUAAUAAUCAUGUCUGUUGCUCUCAUUUGGAAUAAAGAAUCAAUCUAACAUAAAAAAAAAAAUACACAAGGAAGUCACAGGAGAGGAUAUAUAUAUGAAACAACUGUGACAUGUACAGUGCAUGAGAAAAAAAUGAGACUUUACGGGAUUCGUUGUUUUGUGAUUUUUGAGUUAUCGAGCCUCUUACAAGCAAAAGAUACAUGUGGCAGCAUAUCAGACGAAAUACAAUGCUGUGAAGGAUACAUGCUAAACAUCUCUACUGGAAAUUGUACAAAAUGCAGACCUGGACUCUUUGGUACAAAUUGUUCACAGAUCUGUGAAUAUCCAACAUUUGGCAAGGAAUGCAGUGGCAACUGUUCCGGCUGUCCACGUGAACUGUGCCAUCAUGAGGCUGGAUGUCGAGAAUGUAGACCUGGGCACAAAGAAUCUGAAUAAGUCAGGGUCAGUUCUGGGACCAGGACUUUAUGCAAUGUUUGCAAAACCGAUUGGUGAAAUCUGCCGCAGACAUCAUAUCAUGUAUCAUUGCUAUGCUGACGAUACCCAGGCAUACUUAGUUUUUAAACCUACAGAUACAUGGAAUGCUAUCACAUCGCGGCUACAUGAAUGCUUAGCAGAUAUAAAGUCUUGGAUGAACGUCAACCUGCUGAAAUUAAACGAAGAAAAAACUGAAUUUAUAGUGUUUACUUUGAAACAUUCAAACGUUUCACCAUCUUUUCAACUGUCUUUUGGAAAUACCAUUGUUUCCAACUCGGACUGUGUUCGAAACCUUGGUGCUUUCUUCGACAGUGUACUUUCUUUUAAAAAUCAUAUUAGUUACAUCUCUCGUUCUUGUUAUUAUCAUCUACGGAAUAUUGCACGGAUUCGUUCUUUCAUCAAUGAUGACGCCUGCAAGACACUUGUAUGUUCUCUUGUGUUAUCACGCUUAGACUAUGAAAAUGCACUAUUUAAAGGGCUACCCCAAACAGAUCUGAGCAGGCUACAGAGAAUCCAAAACUCAGCAGAUCGACUUGUUGCCCGGGUCAGGAAGCAUGACCAUAUAUCACCGGUGCUUGUGUCCUUGCACUGGCUUCCAGUUAAUUCCCGUGUUGAAUACAAGAAUUUACUACACAUACAAGGCACUAAACGGAUUGGCACCGGCCUAUAUCAGCGACCUCAUCACUGUGUACGAACCAAAACGAUCUCUGCGUUCAUGCAAUUCACGAUUGCUAGAAAAACCCCGCGUUCGUACAAAGACCUAUGGAGAUCGAAGGUUUGAUGUAACAGCUGCCACACUAUAGAACAGUUUACCGAUAGACAUCCGUUCGUGUGGCACUGUCAAAAGUUUUAAGACAAACCUCAAAACAUAUCUUUUUAGGAAAUCUCAUAACCAUAUUUUGUAAUAUAUUCUUUUUCAAAGUAAAGGCUGGUUUGUCGCAUGAACUCGUAAUGUUCAAAUUGUUUAAUUUUAUU